AUGGCGGCGCAACCGCAAGGCACCAGAGCCAAGGGCAAGAAACGGGCGGCCCCUAUGCCUGCAACAGGAAACCAGGCGCCCAGGCCUGCUAGGAGGAGAAGAAACAUAACAGCAGCCGCUGGCUCCAGCGAUGCCCUCGCCAUGUCAUCUGGUAGCCAAGACGGCCCCUCGUUGGCGGACAAUGCUAGCAGUACCCAAAGCGUACCAUCAGUAGCGGACAUGUUUGCUGAAAUGAAAACCAUGAUGUCAACCAUGGUUACCCUUAUAGCAGGACAGCAUAACGUCCGCAAUGACGGCCCAAACGUCGGCGUUGGAGGGGGCAUUAAUGCAGUGGCGCAACCCCACGGGAGUGUUGUUACGAUGCAGCCAGGUCAUGGACUCAGCUCAACUAUCCAUCCGUACAACCCAAUACAGUCGUCACAUUCGGUACAGCCGGCUUCCAAUUUGGGCGACCCCACAGCAGCCAGCCCGUCGAUGAAUCUACAUGUGCAACAACCUGGAAACAUGGAACAUUGUAACGCUACUGCAAUUCACCUUAACGGGCCCCUUCUGGGGCAGGUAACAGGUCAAUGCGGCACGCCAGUUGGCCCCAUGGUUGGACCAAGACCCGUCACUGCUUCCGGAAGAUAUAUCCCCCAGGGGGUUGCUGAUUCCUUGAACGUGUUGGUAGGAGGGGUGCUGAGCGAGUCAGCAAAGCAAAGUUACAAUAGAGCCUGGACAAUAUAUCUAAAUUUUUGUACAUACGUGUUACACUGUGAUUGUUCUUUGCCAUUAUCGGUCUCUGAUUGUACCUUGUUUGUAGCUUAUCUAUAUUCUAAGAAUUAUGCGCCAGCAACUAUAGCGAGCUACCUGUCGGCCGUCUGCUUCACUAUGAAGUGGCAUGGGUAUCCAGACCCUUCUUCAUCCUUUCUAGUCAAGAAACUGCUGGGCGCUGCCCAGAAUUUGAAGGGGAGUUCCGACAUUCGUCUCCCUAUAACAAAACCUAUUCUGGUCAGGUUGCUCGCUGCAGUUCCUCGGGUAUUCCCCCUUAGGUACCAACAACUUUUAGUGCGCGCCAUGUUUUCUACCGCUUUCCAUGCAUGCCUUAGGAUCGGGGAAAUGGUACCUAAAACCUGUAACCCGUUAUAUAGUUCCACUUGUAUUCAGCUGGGCGAUGUCACCGUUGCACGGGGCGAGGCCACCAUUUCCGUUUUGAGGUUCAAGUCCAGCAGGACUCAAGGACCGCAGUUUAUACACCUCGCUUCAGGUUCAGCACCCUGCCCUAUUGCAGCAUUAACAGAUUAUUUGUCACUUAGGGGGACUACUCCAGGGCCUCUCUUUUUGGCUCCGUCCGGUGCACCCCUCCUCAGGAGGGACUUUGACCGCAUGUUGAAACUUGUAUUGGCUUUCUGCGGCCUGGACUCGAGUAGGUUUAAAGGCCAUUCAUUUCGGAUCGGUGCUAGUAGCGAAGCAGCACGGCAAGGCAAGUCAGACACUCAAAUACGUCUGCUAGGUCGAUGGUCUUCUGACGCCUUUCGUAAAUACAUUCGUAUUAACUGA
Messenger RNA from Lineus longissimus, 1539 nucleotides. RefSeq lists its product as uncharacterized. The coding region runs from base 1 to 1539 and encodes 512 amino acids. NCBI's taxonomy places the organism in Eukaryota, Metazoa, Nemertea, Pilidiophora, Heteronemertea, Lineidae. Gene Ontology annotation, molecular function: DNA binding. Gene Ontology annotation, biological process: DNA recombination; DNA integration. The transcript has 2 exons. The record is from RefSeq and is a predicted model, not a curated record.